Messenger RNA from Paramuricea clavata, 1266 nucleotides. The record is from the annotation of a GenBank genome assembly. Lineage: Eukaryota; Metazoa; Cnidaria; Anthozoa; Malacalcyonacea; Plexauridae.
AUGGCCAUCGUCCAAGCUAUCAAGAAAGGUCCGUUGAUGGUAUAUUGUUCUGAUUUUGCUAACGCCUUUGUUCGGAGCAUCAAAAAGAUAAUAUCUGGGUAUGAGGAAGGACGCGUGAUCUUUGACAGAUACUUGGAGAACUCUCUGAAAGCUCAGACGCGUAGCAAAAGAUCUACUGGUAUUGAUCCCGUGAAGUUCGACAUUAACGAUGCAACAAAUAUCAAACUUGUACCUCUGAAAACUUUGCUUUCUCACAUUGAAACAAAAUCUAAACUGACAGAAUACUUGGGGAAAGCGGUACUUCGUGAAUAUGCAGACAGCAAUAAAAGUGUAGUGGUUGUCUAUGGAACCUGGACAUAUUGCAACAAACCGAAUAUCGUUGAUCCUAAUAUCAUUGAACACUCACACGAAGAGGCAGACACAUUGAUCCCAAUGCAUGUACUUGAUGCAUCGAAAACUGAUGGAGACACCCGAGAUAUAGAUGUGUAUUCACCGGAUACAGAUGUCUUCGUAUACUUGAUGGACUUGUUCUCGUCCAACAAUAUUGCAGGUCAUGUUCGGUUCAUUACUGGGAAAGGAAAAGCGAAGAGAACGAUUGACAUACGGACAAGAUGUGAAGCAGUUGGAACCGAGAAAAGUAAAGGUCUACUGGGCCUCCACGCCUUUAGCGGUGCUGACUGGGGAGGGAAAUUUGCAGGUAUAUCAAAGAGCAGGUGGAUAAAUCACUAUCUAACUUUGGAAUCAGAUUCCGAUGCAGUUGAUGCUUUUCAGAAAUUUGGCGAAGAUGAUUUUGACCAGGAAAGCGUGUCAGAUGUUCUAGAAUCAUUUGUGUGCGAGGUGUAUGCCAAGAAUAGCAAAUGCCGAAUACUUGGGGAACUGAGAUGGGAACUAUUCAGAACCAAGAAUCUUGAGUCGGAAAAGUUGCCACCCACACUUGGAGCACUGAAACCGCACAUUCAGAGAGCCAAUGCUAUAUCGGCAAUCAACAAAGGCUACAGAGAGCCACGCCCGCAAACACCACUACUGACUGAUAAUGGAUGGGAGACAAUAUCUGAUGGCACAAUUUCUCCAAAGAAAUGUCUUGAACCACCAGCACCUGAGUCGGUUGUAGAGCUUGUCAAGUGCGGAUGUCGUAGUGAGUGCAGUACAGCUCGUUGCUCCUGCCACAAGAAUAACUUACCCUGCACACCACUUUGCAAAUGUGGUGACUGCAGCAACGCUAGUGACUUUGACGUACCAGAUCAGGAUGAAGACAUUGAUGAAUAA